AGGUGACUUGCGUAAUCGCGCCUUGACCACUACCAGGCCCGCCCACGACCUGAUGAACUUGAGAACAGGACUGAACAGAUCAGAAAGGACACAACCUACAUCCUCAACGUCGGCCACCUACUGUUGGUGGACGACUGUUGUGUCCUCACCUUCAGGCAGCGAAACUUGCCCAAGGAUCGCCUAGCUCCGCAUCGCUAACGAAGUGCAAGGCGCCACCCUUUUGGCGCCCCUAAGCGCACGUCAUAGGGUGAUUUCUGCUAGGAGAGCAGACACCCGACACCCACCAGCGUCGCUGAGGGCGAUUGGAACACCACCAAAACGGCCCCCCCUGGCCUUCUUUCGACACCAUCACCGUUUGUUUGUUCCUUGUUUGUUUUUGUUCCUUUUUUUUUUCUCUGCUUUUGAUCUUGCGCCCCAUCGAAACCGGCCCGCGCGGAAAAUCGAACCACGACGAGUCGACCCCAAAAUGGUCGUGAUUUAGAUGCACACCAACCUUCCGAAAGGCGUGCUGCCGGUCCGCACCUUGACCAUGCACGUCGUCGAUCGACCGCCCUGCUCCCCAGGCCUGCCGCCGAGCCCCCUGCCCGGCCACAGACACCCGACUGCGAGCACGCGCCCGACUUUCUUGCACAGGAAAGAGGUGGCAAUGGCACGGGAGGAACUGAGCGCCGCCUGCGGCAACGGACGGAGGGAAACCGAAUGGGGCGCUCGUGGAACAGCAUCUGGGUGGGAUGGGAGUGGGUGCCGAUCAUUCGAAUCCUUCGACGACAACCGCGGCGACAACGGCUGCAGCGACGACUUCGAUGCCGUGUCCCGACCGAGCCGCCGAACAAGCUGGCCGCCGCUGGCCCGCAAGGCCCGACCGCCGCUGACACGAUCGAUACUCUGUGGACUCGGGAGGUUCUCGUCGGCUAGCCUCAAUAUGGUGUUUCUCAUACUCCUCGCCGCGAUCCUGCGCCCAUGCGCGGCCGUCCUGAUUCCCUUCGAGAACUGCUUGCCCAAAUACUACGUUGAUAACAAGCCGACGGCCCUGCAAUGGCUCCCCAAGUUUGUCGACGCAACCCUCAAUGUCACCAACGACAUCCAGAGUCUCAAGGUCACCAUGUGGGGGAACGUCGCCGGCUCACGGCGUGACCAGCCACUUCCUCCCGCCAGCAAUAUUACGUAUUGGAAUGAUCCCAAGCAGACCACCGGGAAGAUCCAACAAAUCCCAAACUCCAAUCCUCCGCGGAUCUCCACGACCUUGAACUCCAAGAUAAACGUCCUGACGUAUGAGCCGUGGAGUGGCAACUUCGACUUCUGUGAAAACUUGUCUAAGCCCCAUACCUGUCCCCUUGGACCGGUGUUCAAUUUCAACACCACAUCUCCCCGGGAUAUUCUGCCCUCCGUCUCCAUGGCCAACAAUUUCACAACGUCGUACGCCUUCACGUCGUGGUCGGCGACAUUCCUGAUCAAGUACACCGACAGCGAGGUAGUAAACAUAGGCUGCGUGUCGGCGACCAUAACUCCUGACCUGGGAAGUUAUGUUCCGCUUCUCAAGUUCCUUCCAAUGGGAAUUCUUGCCUUUGUCGGCUUCGCCACCAUCUUUGCGGCUACAUUCAGUCCCUGGGGCACCACCGACGUUUUCCGGUGGAGCUCCAACUACGGCCGCGAUCACGACCUUCUCCGCCUGGUGACACCGGGCUUUGGUGACUGCCUUCAGUACAUUCAGUUUGUCGCACUCACCGGAGGCCUUUCGCUCCAUUAUCCUGGUUUCUACCAGCCAGUUGUGAGCCAGCUGUCCUGGUCUGCUUUGAUGUUCAACCAAUCCUUUGUUACCAAGGAGCCGGGGUACCAGAGCUUGCGGGAUGGAAUCUACGUCACAGAUGGCGCCGUCACCGAGUCGUACGGCCUUCAUGGCCUAGCGCAACUGACGGGCAUGGGCAACAUGUCAGAUAUAUGGGCUGGGAUGAUGGUUUGGCUGUUGGCCAUCAUCGCCGUUGUCGUCACUGGCGUCCAGAUCGGAUUCGCGGUGCGCUGGAUAUACCGCAAGAUCAAGAACAUCGCAGAGGAAGACCUCCGGGCCAAGGGUCUUCCUUUCACAGUCGGCAACGUGGUCAGGAUCGUUUUCAACUACUUCCUGCUACCCAUCGUCGCCCUUUCGACGUUCCAGCUUGUCGUCACCCCCGUCUCGCCACCGUACCCCGUCGUCCUCGCCGUGCUCACGCUGGUCCUUAUCAUGGGAUUUGCAGCUUGGCUACUCUAUCUCAUAAUCACCAUCAAGCCCCGCGCCUUCCUCUUCGAUGACCUGCCGACGCUUCUCCUCUACGGGCCGCUUUACAACACAUACUCGGAUGAGGCCGCCACUUUCACCCUCAUCCCUCUCUUUCUGACCUUCAUUCGUGGUAUCGCUGUUGGCGCUGUACAGCCUGUCGGCAUUGUCCAAAUCGUCAUGCUGGCCAUCUGCGAGGUGGUGCAGAUCAUCACCAUUCACUCUAUCAGGCCGUUUCAUAGCCCGACCUCGAUGAACGCCUAUCACACCAUCUUUGCCACGUUCAGGCUAGUGUCGGUCAUUCUGAUGAUUGCCUUUGUGCCGUCGCUCGGCGUCACCGAGGGGCCCAGGGGGUGGAUUGGAUAUGCCAUUUUGAUGAUUCAUGCGUGCGUCAUGGGAUUCGGGUUCUUUCUGAACGCUCUCCAGACCACGCUCGAGGUCGCAGCCCGCUUGUCGGGGGCUGGCGGUGACAGCGCCAGAGGGCUCACGAGAGGAGGGCUCUCCAAGAUUUUUGGGAUGCGACAGCUGCAGCGGAGAGAAGGGCCCUCUAGGAGCAGCCAGCUCUCUACUGCGGGUAUGUUGGAUCAAGAGGAGUCUCAAAAGACGGGGUAUAUCAUGCCGGGCGGACGGCUUAGGAGCGAAUCUGCCGGGAGUGGUGCGCUGCUGAGCCGCGGCCAGCGCAGCUCGUCUGCUCUCGACAACCACAGCGUCGAUGCCGCAUUCGCCCAGGUCCGUCAAUUCGAUGGCGCCAGCUCCUUCACCUUCACACCGACAACACCUGGUGAAGCCAGCACCUUCUCCUUCCUGCCAUCUCCUGCAGGGCAAACUCGACACCCGCUAGCCCCUGCUGCCGGUCUCGAGGCGGCGGCGGAUCCGUACUAUCGACCACCGAGGAGGCGAGGAGCGACGCUCAUACAGGGCAACAUGACGCCUCCUCGAGAGAGGAACAGGGGGUCUUGGGCGGGAAGUGGUGACAUGUCGCAGCGGAGAUUUAGCCAGGGUCCCCUAGCUGACCCAGCCGACGCGGACGCGCAAAUAUCUCGAGGCCCGACCCCGGCGCCGGGGACGGCACCGGGGAACUACUCGCAACCAACUAUCAGCUUCGCACCUAGGACGGAUUACUCGACGCGAGAAGUCGACUUCUACUACGGGGUGCGUGGCCAGAGGCUCAAUUCGGAUGCGCCAAGUCGGAAGCUGGGCACCGGUCCCGCUGAUCCCACGUCUCCCAUGUCAUCCGCGGCCGGUUGGUUCCGUAACAUAAUAGGUGGCAAGACGAAAGAGAAGGGCAAGGGGUUCGAGGUGGUGAGGAGUUCCAGGAUGCCCCCAGCGAUGAAGGCCAGAGGCGGCGACAUUACGGACGAUGCUGCACCGCAAGGCAUCCCCGUGGCUAUGAGCAUGUUGCGCAACGGGCCGAUAGAAUCCGACGACGAGGACGAGGGUAAGAGAAAGAAGAGCAGGGCGGGACGUUCGCAGGGCGAGCCGGGGGAAGCUCGGCUCCUGGACGAAGACGGGAACCCAAAGGUCGAUAAUGCCGAUGAUGCGGAAGUCCCGAAAAUCUCCGAGAACCCUCCCAUGCUUCCCAGCAUAGAGUCCGCCGGGGACAUACAACUCCCCAGUCGGGUGCAGUCCAAGGCCAGCAGAGUCGGAAAGGUGCCUCCGCCGCCAUUAGACUUGAGCCUCUUGGACGAGAAGGGAACCAUGGUGAUACCGCCGGCCAUCCCAAGAAAGAGCUCGAGAAGGGACUCGACUGGUGGGCACAGCCGAGAAUCGUCACUGAAUGCUCUCAACCGCCUCUCGAUGGCACAUACAGCAGCCACGGCUCUCUCGGAGCAAGAGGGUCAUCACCUAGCUCCGACCGUAUCUGCGACGCCAUCUAGGCUUCCUUUCGAGCGGAACAACUCGCAGAAGCGACUCUCGUCCGGGUCCUCCCUUGGGCCGUCGACUUCGGAGUUCAGUAACGGAGACCCCGACUCGUCAAGACCCAGCCAGGAAGAGCGUACGACGAUGUACGGGUAUGUGUCGCAGGGCAGUGUUAACCGCAUUGACCCGCAGCACCCGCAGCAGCUGAACCUCGUGGGAAGCUCAGCCGAGGUUGUUGAUGAGAGGCGGUAGCGCGCCUGUCUUUGUUGGCACUCUUUGCCACAUUUCCCCAAACCGGGGCACACACUUUACACUUGUGAUUUAUUUUGCUUCUAGCGACGGCGUACAAGAUGCUAAAACCCACCCAACCAUUUCACAGAAUCGGACAUGUUUGGUCGGCGGUGGUCCUUGUUGAUUUUGUCUUUUUCGCCAUGAUCCUUUCUUUUUCUCUCCGUCAAUACUGUGCUUUCCACAAGACUUCUUUGUCCAUUGAACAGCGUAUUGUUGCAUUUUUGGGUUACAGCCCUCGGGGGACGAACAUUUUACUUGUGGUAAUAUUCAUGGGACUUCAAAAGGCGGCGAGAGGAACACAUACACGGAAAUAAUACUAGAAGGUACACAGGCGUGCAAAUACGGGCUCUUUACUCGUUCCAUUUAGAUGCUGGUACUCGUGGAAACCGUUCCACAUGUUCUUCGAUCCUGCCACUGGAUUGUUUCGCGGCCCAGAUAGCUCGAGCAAUCAUUCUUCAGAGCACCAUACGUAUCACAAAUGAUUACGC
This is a messenger RNA of Gaeumannomyces tritici R3-111a-1, 4890 nucleotides long. Its product is annotated as integral membrane protein. The record is from RefSeq and is a predicted model, not a curated record. The coding region runs from base 482 to 4363 and encodes 1293 amino acids. The transcript is spliced from 2 exons. Gene Ontology annotation, biological process: transmembrane transport. Lineage: Eukaryota; Fungi; Ascomycota; Sordariomycetes; Magnaporthales; Magnaporthaceae.